Molecule: messenger RNA, 744 nt
Organism: Didymosphaeria variabile
Lineage: Eukaryota; Fungi; Ascomycota; Dothideomycetes; Pleosporales; Didymosphaeriaceae
Exons: 1
Coding region: 1-744 (247 amino acids)
Source: RefSeq, a predicted model, not a curated record
AUGGCCAAUCUUCAAGCACUUGAGAUCCUGCGGGUAGAGUACGCAGCCAUGCAAAAUGACCUAGCACAUUUGGAUCGGCACUUCGACAAGGUAGAAGCGGGCUUGCAUCGCACGCAGAGUGACUUACACAACGCUUUGCAGAACAACGUCGAGUUGACACAUGAAACCGUUUCAGCAGAAGUCGAUCUCAGCCUUGCUAACAUGCGCAUCCAUGAGCUUAGGAACCAACACGAUAAUUUGGAGAAAGACAAUCUUAGAUUAGUGGCUGAUGCUGCCAUGGCCCAUGAGCAAAUCGACGAGCUGCAAAAAGCUAAACUACAGCUACGAAACGAGGUACUGGCAAGAACCGGAGAACACGAACAUCUCAUCCGCUCCGGUGACAAUCUUCGAGUGACGCUCCGUCUCGUCGCAGAAGAGAUGGACGACGCACUGGAGCAGGUCUCCAGGCUCGAGUUCAAGCAGGGUAAAAAGGAUAGGGAUUAUCGCUUUGAGAUGAACCGGCUGAGCAGGCGUGUUAAGGAGAGGGACGUGAUGAUCGCGGGUUUGAAGGCUCAGAUUGAUGAGUAUGAGUGGAAAAUGAAAGAGAUAGAGCGCGCGUCUUAUGAGAGUAGGAUCGAGAACGCUGAUUCUAGGAGGCCAUUGAACAAGGAGCGAAAGAAGCGGACAGAUAGCAAGCGUCCAAAAGCCAAGGCUCCCACGGUCCUGGCAGAGACCGAGAAGUUUUGGAGCGGGUAUUGGGCAUGA